This is a messenger RNA of Melitaea cinxia (Glanville fritillary), 5493 nucleotides long. RefSeq lists its product as uncharacterized. Bases 1 to 5493 code for a protein of 1830 amino acids. The transcript has a single exon. Gene Ontology annotation, molecular function: nucleic acid binding. Gene Ontology annotation, biological process: DNA integration. The record is from RefSeq and is a predicted model, not a curated record. NCBI's taxonomy places the organism in Eukaryota, Metazoa, Arthropoda, Insecta, Lepidoptera, Nymphalidae.
AUGGAGGCUGUAUUUCUGUCACGCCUCCAGGAUAUAAUAACUCUCAUGGAAAGAGUGACUGCCCAAUGUGUGGGAUUUUUGACCGAGGAUCUGGUUGACCAAGAUAGAGGAAAUGCAGAAGUUGCAUGCAAAAAAUUAGAAACGUUACACACUAGAUUUUCUACUGAGCUAAAUAGCUAUUUUCGUCUGGUUACUGAACCAUCAGCUGAUGAUAUUUCCAAAUUCAGUACUAUUCAACUACAAUCUGAAGAAAUCCUCACGGAGCUAACUUUGAAAUUACAAAAUACUGUGACUAAACCUGAAAGGGUUGGAGAUGGGGUGCGAAUAAGCAAGCUACCCAAGUUGAGUCUACCUGAAUUUAGUGGUGACAUACUACGAUGGCAACAAUUUUGGGACCACUUUCAUUCGAAUAUUGAUUGUCGAGACAUACCGGACGUCGACAAACUUCUAUAUCUGAAAUCUUCUCUUAAAGGUGACGCUCUCAGAACGAUCGAAGGCCUAGAAACGACUAACAAGAAUUACCCGAUUGCUAUAACUAUUCUUAGAGAACGAUACGGAAAGGAAAGCCAGAUAAUCGAUGCUCACUACGCGGCAUUGUAUAAAAUUAAAACAGCAGAUAACACUCCAGCAGACUGUCGCAGAACACUUAAUGAAGUGGAACGCCAUGUACGAGUUCUAAACUCCCUCGGAGAAAACACAAAUCAUAACCAUCUUCGAUUUAUAAUUAUAGAAAAAUUUCCACGAGAAAUAAUCUAUGAAAUGAAAAGGGCAUUGAAGACUGACACAACUGAAGAAAUAAGAAAGCAAUUAGAAAUUAUUGUGUCGGCUAAGGAAGAUGCCAGUAGAAUUACUCUAGAAAAUACCAAGGAAAUGCCUCACUACACAGUGGAAGCAUUACACGAAUCGAGCACUUCAAGCUUAAGGUGUAGGCCAAGACCAAAGGAGAAAGAAAAUAAAUAUAGAUCUAACAAUAAUAAGUUCCCAACCAAGAGAAAGAACGAAAACCAGAAUUAUUCUAAAUCCGUAGAACCAGAUCGUAAGAAGAAUAUAAUGACAUGUAUUUUCUGCGGAAACUCUCAUUUUAAUGGUGAAUGUAGAAUAGUUAAGACAAUAGCGGAACGAAAGGCUAAACUGCAUGAUCGCUGUUUCAUUUGUUUUAAACAAGGACAUCAAUCUAAAACAUGUAAGAAAAGGAAUAGGUGUUUUCACUGUGGAACACAUGGAAAACACAAUCAAGCUCUAUGUCCUAAGAAAUUCCCAAUUAAUCCAACGGAUACUAAAUACAUAAAGACUAAUACUAUGUUGACAUCAGAAGUUCCGGUUACUAUAUUACAAACUGCUGUUGUACAUGUAAGAAAAGAAAAGGAUACAUUUGAACACGUCAAAUGUCGUCUACUCAUGGAUUCUGGUAGUCAAAGAACCUACGUGACACAGAGGAUUGCUACAUUACUUAAUUUACCUGUACAGGAAGAACAUCGUCUUGCUGUGUUCACAUUUGGAGCCGAACGGCCACAAGAAUAUGACAGUCCACUAGUAAAAUUCCAUAUGACAACUCGAACAAACAAGGAGAGAGUACUAUAUGCUAAUGUAGUACCCACAAUAACACGAGAUGUACCUUACCCUAAAGAGACUAUUAGUCACUGCGAAAACAUCAUGUUAGCCGAUGAUGGCUCACUGGAUGGCCGAGUUGAUAUUCUAAUAGGCAAUGACUAUUAUUUUAGCUUCAUGUCUAGCGAAAAGAAACAAAUAAGGGAAAAUCUGUUUCUGGUCAAUUCACAACUAGGAUGGAUAUUAACUGGAAAAACUGAUCUCGAACCAACAGAUGACUUAUCGGUUGUUACCUUCUGUCAGUGCCAUGGAGCAGGAUAUCCAUACCUCACCGAACCUGAUCUCCCACUGAGGAACACGGAUAUGAAACUUCUCUGGACUUUAGAAGGAAUCGGUAUAACUGACUCACCAAAGACCACGACGGAGGAAGAAGCUGUUGAUCACUUCAACAAAACCGUAAAAUAUGAGAACGGGAGAUACCAAGUCAAGUGGCCUUGGACAAAAUACCCACCAGAUCUACCUACCAAUUAUGGAUUGUCGUUUGGUCGAUUAAAAGGUCUUUUGAAAAGAAUAUCUAGAGAAACAAUUGAAGAAUAUAAUACAAUACUAAAUGAACAACUAGAGGCAGGUGUGAUAGAAGAGGUUGAAAAACCAGGAAACCCAUACGUACAAACGACACCACCAAUGCAUUACCUUCCCCAUCACAUAGUUAAACAAGAAGGAAAGAGAGGCAGAUUAGUAUAUGAUGCCUCAGCCAAAAUCGAGGACCAAAGAAGCCUCAAUGAAUGUCUUUACAAAGGACCAUCUUUAUUAGAAGAUCUAACAGCGUUAAUAUUGAUAUUUAGAACCUAUAAAAUAGGAAUCACUGCCGAUGUAGAACGAGCAUUUUUACAAGUAGGACUUCAAGAGGAAGACCGGGAAGUCACAAGAUUCCUGUGGAUCAAAGACAUUCACAAAGAAGUUACGGAAACUAACAUCUCUCAUUUUAGAUUUACUAGAGUUCCAUUCGGGAUCAUUUCUAGUCCAUUCUUACUUACAGCUACGAUACGAUAUCAUUUAUCUCAAAAGAAUAGCGCUUUGCUUAAAGAGAUUGCAGAUAAAUGCUAUGUGGACAAUUUAAUUACAGGAGUACAGACAGAACGAGAGGCUAUGGAACUGUAUAACCACAUAAAUAAGACAUUUGAAGAGUUAUCGAUGAAUAUAAGGGAAUGGACGUCGAACAAUGAGCGUUUCAUAAAGCAAGUUCCAUAUCAUAAAGCAAUGAGGGGAAAGGCUGAAACAAAAGUACUCGGAUUGAAUUGGAAUUUGAAAAACGAUACCCUAAAAUUGAAAUAUAAAGAGAAUACUAUUGUCAAAGAAAAUACACCAACGAAAAGAGAUGUGUUAAGCACUCUUGCUCGAGUCUACGAUCCUUGUGGAUUCGUAUCACCUCUUGUCUUAUCUGCGAAACUAAUUUUUCAAGAACUUUGUAAAAGGAAACUAAAAUGGGACGAUAGAAUUCCAGAAGACUUAGCUCUCGCAUGGUCAGAAGCACUACGACAACUUAACUUGAUUAUGUCUAUUGAGUCACAGAGGUUUGUUGGUAUAGAAAAAACAAAUACAGAUCUUGAACUACACUGCUUUACUGACGCAUCAACCAAAGCCUAUGCUGCGGUCGUUUAUAUAGUUACAAAAAAUGGAAGAGCAUUUCUAAUAGGCAAAUCGAGAGUAGCGCCUAUCAAGGAUCAAGAUAAUUUAAAAAUACCGAGAUUAGAACUGUUAGGAGUUUUGAUAGGAAGUCGACUCCUAAGAUAUACUGUAAGAACAUUACAAAUAAAUAUAAAUAAACUUUUUCUAUGGACCGACAGCCAGAUUGUUAUAGAUUGGCAUAACUCUAAUAAAUUACUCCCACCGUUCGUUGCAAGAAGGAUUGAAGAGAUCAAACAAAAUAAACAUCUUACCUUAAGAUAUGUACCAACGGAAUUAAACCCUGCAGACGUGGCAACUCGACCUAACAAAACAAAAUCUGACGUAGAGUAUUGGCUAAAAGGUCCAGACUUCAUAUCGCAAACGUCAAAGACGUGGCCCAGCCAACCUAAUCAUCUCUUGUUGGCCCGAGAGGGUCUGUCUGAGACAGAUGAAAUUGAAGUUGCAAAUACUGAAGAGGUAAAAGAACCACAAGACUAUGAAAAGACUGAAGAGACAGAUAAAACCAAAUCAAAAGACCCAGAGGAAGACCAAAGUAUAUUGUUAAAAAUCAAAAAGUUACAAGCAGAAAGUUACCCGGAAGAAGUAAAAGGAAAGGUUACAAAUCUUAGUAAGAAUCUAAAAUUAUUUAAGGAUAAAGAAGGUAUAUUAAGAUGCAAGGGUCGGCUAGAAAACACAGAUUGGUCAUACGACACAAAAUACCCGAUAUUGAUACCAAAAAACUGUAAGUUCACAAACGAUUUAAUUAUAAAGACACAUAAAGACAACUAUCAUGUUGGAGCGAACCACACACUAAGUAUUAUUCGAAAAUUGUACUGGAUUCCUCAGGGUAAAGCACAAGUGAUGAAAAUAAUUCGACAUUGCUCUAGUUGCGUUAAGCAUGGAGGUGGACCGUUCAAACUUCCACCGACUCCUGCACUUCCUCCAGAGAGAGUGAAUUAUAGCUCACCGUUCACCUUCACUGGAAUAGAUUAUCUUGGACAUAUUUUCGUCAAAAAUACAAAUGGUACUGAGAAGAGAUGGAUAUGUUUAUUUACCUGUUUGGCUGUAAGAGCAGUACAUUUAGAAAUAGUUACGGACCUAUCAGCCGAAGAGGGACUUCUUGCUUUAAGGAGAUUCAUUUCAACAAGAGGAGUCCCAACAAUGAUCACAUCAGACAAUGCAACACAGUUUAAGCUUAUCUCAGAAAUAUUAACAAACACAUAUUGUAUCGAAAACAAUAUUAAAUGGAGAUUUAUACCUCAAUUAGCACCAUGGUUCGGCGGCUACUAUGAAAGAUUAGUAGCGCUCGUAAAACAUUGUUUGAAAAGGACGUUGCAGAAGCAUCUACUCAACGAUAGUCAAAUUAAUACCAUAAUUAAAGAGAUCGAAGCUAUUUUGAAUACUAGACCGCUUACUUGUGUCGACUCAGAAAUGAUACAUAUCUUGAAACCAGCUGAUUUCCUAACAAUGGGAAAAUGUAUUACCACGGAAAUGACUUAUAAAGAAACUAGCUUGGAAGGCACAACAACAAAGGUUGAUCUAGUAAGCGGUUGGAAGAGAGGUCAAAAAAUUUUAGAAGAGUUCAAAGAAAUAUUCUUAAACCGAUACCUACCCAGUCUUCGAGAAAGGUACAACAAUUCUACCAAAGAAUCACGAAUCACAUCACGUUUAGAGCCUAAAGUGGGACAAAUAGUGCAGAUUAAAGGAAACACAAAGAAUCGAGAAGAUUGGAAAGUGGGCAAAAUAGUAUCUCUUGUAGAAGGAAAGGACAAACAUUGUAGAAUAGCUAAAGUUAGAGCUGACAACAAAGAAUAUACAAGAUCAAUCUCACAACUGUACCCGUUGGAGAUUGAAGAAAACGAUUCUCUACCGUUAGACUCGGUCGAGAAUGUUGCUGGUCGUACAUCACAGUGUAGUCCUGUUGGCUUCGGGAGCGAAUUUCCUAUUGAAGAAACCAAAGUUAUUGAACAAAAUAAAACGGGUAUAACAAAGAAAUCAAAGGAAACUGAAACGUCACAAAGUGAAUUUGAACUUGAUGAGGAAACGGAAAUACCUCAGAAUACUGAUGGUGUAACUUUAGAAAAUGACGAUGUAAGAAACCAAUUAAUAGAACAACGAGGUAAUAAAGACAGUGUAGAGUCACAAGAAAAGAAAGAUCAACAAGAAGUAGAAUGUGAAUUUGAGACAAAUGAGAGACCGAGACCGAUGCGUGUCGCCGCCACGAGAGCCAUAGAAAAGAUCCGAGAGUGGACACGCAACCUAGUAAACUUACUUUAA